Messenger RNA from Aspergillus uvarum CBS 121591, 479 nucleotides. RefSeq names its product acylphosphatase. Lineage: Eukaryota; Fungi; Ascomycota; Eurotiomycetes; Eurotiales; Aspergillaceae. The record is from RefSeq and is a predicted model, not a curated record. Gene Ontology annotation, molecular function: acylphosphatase activity. The transcript is spliced from 5 exons. Bases 1 to 303 code for a protein of 100 amino acids.
AUGAAUCUUAUCGCAUUCAAGGUAUCUGGAACAGUGCAGGGAGUGGGGUUCAGAGACUUCACACAGAAGCGCGCCACCGAGUACGGCUUGAGGGGCUGGGUGAAGAACACGCACUGCGGAAGGGUCGAAGGGGAAGCUCAAGGACCCAAGGAAUCAGUGCAGAAGCUGCUCAAGGACCUCAACAAUGGACCCCGUCUAGCACAUGUUGUCAAACUGGAGCAGAAAGAGAUCGGCGUGAAGGACGGCGAAGAGAAAUUCUCAUGCUAUAAGACAUCGGAGUCGGGGUUUGCGAACAUUGAGUGAGUUGGGCUGUGUAUAAGGCACGUGCAUGCCAUGGUCGCAUGUCUGUGCUUGCGUGUACAUUGAGAAGGAGAAACGCAGUGGAUCGCCACAAAUGGGAGAGUAACAGUGCUGGAUGAACAAUGACAAACAAUAUGACCCCCUUUGAAACAUUGUGUUGCAUAAGAAGCCCUAUUCGC